Drosophila innubila is the source of this 1674-nucleotide messenger RNA. RefSeq lists its product as uncharacterized. The record is from RefSeq and is a predicted model, not a curated record. The transcript is spliced from 3 exons. The coding region runs from base 33 to 1418 and encodes 461 amino acids. NCBI's taxonomy places the organism in Eukaryota, Metazoa, Arthropoda, Insecta, Diptera, Drosophilidae.
UUUCAGUUUGGAAUUAUAUUACAAUAUUAAGAAUGCACCGUUCACAACAUGAAGGUGUUUCCAAUAAAGAUCCUAAGCAGCUGGAACGUAAGAUGGAAAUGGAGCUACGUUAUAAUUUGUUAAUGCCAAUCGACCCUGAAUAUGAUCCUGCCAUGUGCCGUGAUGAGUUUUUGCGGAAACUGUUUGCAGAAUUGAAUUUACCUCAACAUGAGAAAUUCAGCACAGAAUCGAGCACAGAUUCUUCAGAAACUGGGUUCAACUAUCCCCCUCGUUUAUCUGAAAAAAUAUCGCUGAGUACCUUUGUUAGGAAGGCCCCGGUUGUAAUCAAAGCAACCCGACGAAUGGAUCGAGGUCAAUGGAAGGAUUACACAGCAUCGUCGUACAAGUUCAGUGUGCUCUCUGGUCGGACAGAUCUGCACGAUGAGCUGAUGGAAUCGAUGAAACGAUCCUCGUUGUACUUAAUGUUCUCACGCGUCCUUAAUCGACUGCGAAUCAUGGAAAGAAUCUCGUUGGAUUGGGGAGAUAUCGAUAGAAAUACUCUGCCAAAUAUGCUAUUCAAAUGGUCUAUGGAUGCGUUCUUCAAACGUUGCAUGUUGCCCGAAUCAACCUACCUCGAUGUUCUCCAAAUGAACCACAGUGAAGAGUCGCUCGAAUGGGCAAAGUUCAGCACCGAUAUCGAGGAGAUAAUCCGUUAUUACAAAUUCUUCUACACGGAGACAUUUCUCGAUAAGGGCUAUAAAGCAAUGCUAACCAUAGUCGGUCAUCAGCAGCAGCUCCUCAAUAUUGGUGAGGAACUGGACCAGACUCUAGCGAUUUCAAAAAAAGAUUUUGAUCGUAUUGCUCAGAGGUCACGUAAAGACUCCAGCGAUUGGUGGCGUCGACACAGAAGAAAUCUGGUCAAGGAAUGCAAAAGACGGUCCAUGACAGCCACGGUUCUUCUGCCCAUCCAAUGGAGAUACAUGCGAGACAAUUAUGCUACCAUGACGGAGAUGCAGAUCCUCAAGGAUAACAUGGCAGUUGAUAAGCUUCGCAAUCAAAUCAAGGAAAUCAGACAACAGAUGGAGGAUGACCAACAAACUACGCAUCAAACCAUGCUCAUCUAUAAUAUACAAAUCGAGAACUAUCAGAGCCGCAUAGACACUUUCUCAGAGAAGCUUUCUUCUGAAUUAUCUCAAUGGGAAGAUAAGAACCUUAUAGCCACGAUUCAAUUGAACAAAGCUGUCGAUGAGUACAAGAAUAUUGAGGAUAAAAUCGCAUUCAUGGAAAGACGUGUUCUGGAGGUUCAAGAGCUGAAGAUAGCUGAGAGACAGGCGCAGAUUGAUCGCAUUUUCAAUUCUAAUAGCCAACCAACAAAUUACCAAAGUUCGAAGGCUACGAAAAAAAAGGGUCUUGGCAAAAAGCUCAAGCGAUUCCGAUGAUCAUGAUGAAAGCUUCAGCUGAAGCUGCAUAAAAACUAUUUUUAAUCAGCAAGCAUUGAAAGUGAAUUCAAUUAAUUGCUGGUGGAUUAAAAAUAACUUUUUAAGAAGCUUUAAAGCUAAAGCUGAAACGGAUCUCUGUGCCAGGACCGACUUUAAGUGUGAGCUUUCCAGAGCUUUGCAUUAGCUUUCAUGAGCUUUCAAUAAAAACAGUUGCUGCUUGGAAUAUCUCUAAAUCAGCAGUUGUGUUUCUGCUGUA